Messenger RNA from Exophiala bonariae, 726 nucleotides. RefSeq lists its product as uncharacterized. The transcript has a single exon. The coding region runs from base 1 to 726 and encodes 241 amino acids. Lineage: Eukaryota; Fungi; Ascomycota; Eurotiomycetes; Chaetothyriales; Herpotrichiellaceae. Gene Ontology annotation, molecular function: acyltransferase activity, transferring groups other than amino-acyl groups. The record is from RefSeq and is a predicted model, not a curated record.
AUGCAAUCACCACCAUACAUAACCAGACCUGCCCAAGCAACAGAUCUCUCAGCACUUCCAGCUGUCGAAGACUCAGCUGGGACUUUGUUUCGCACGAUUGAAGGGCUGGAGACUCUCGCCGACGACGAACCACUCUCGGUCCCGAGACUCCAAGAAAUCUUGGACGUCGGGAAGAUAUGGGUUGCUGUCCGGGUUGAGGAAGAAGGAACAGGCACGUACGAGAAAGAGAGCACAGAAACCAUCGUAGGAUUUCUUGCUGCGUUCCCACUCCUGCACCAUCUGUCUCCUCCUUCCCUUCCACCUCAAUUGCCGUCCACAACGACCUCACAGAUACAAAGCCAAUCGCGAUUUCUUCAUGUAGCCGAACUCUCCAUCCAUGCAGCACACCACCGACGCGGCCUGGGACGACGGCUCAUGGGCGACUUGAUACGCUAUGCAGAGCAGGUCAACAACGUGACAGGACCACCGUCAUCAAUCCCACAAGCGAGGGUCGACGCGCUGACGCUGACGACAUAUCGAGAUGUGCCGUUCAAUGGACUGUUUUAUGCGAAGAUGGGGUUUCGCAUCUCGGCCGCAGAUAAGAUACUGUCUGUUUUUGGCGAUGGGGCGAAACAUAUUUGGGAUGAGGAACAGAUGUCUAUACCUAGACGGGAGGAGAGGGUGUGGAUGGCUCGUUGGAUGGGUGGAAGAAAAGGACUGAGCGGGGAACGAUUGGGGGAGAAAUGA